GAUCUCCUGACAUGAUUUUUCAACUUAAAUAUGUUAUAUAUUGUUUGUAAUUAUGUUCUAUGUUGUUCGUUUUUUGAAAGCGAACGGUAAAUUCCCAAAAAUUACAUUUAUAGUUCAUGGCGGCAGUAAUGAUGAACUUUUCCGGAAGUAACACCUCUCAGCUACAAAAGCAUAGCGGUGUACGAGCCAGAGGAUGUUUACAGCGAUUACAGUGGAGAUUUCAGCGGUGUGCCAAUGGUUUUCAAGGAAAAAAGAAGGGAGAAACAUUUGGAGAUGAAAUAGAGAACUUGCAGAACAAGGACUUAAGCCUUAAGUACGGAUGUCCGAUAUUGGAUUUUUUGUGGAUAAACGAUAUUGUCCAACUCUCAAUUUCCAACUCUGAUAACGAUGGAUACCGAUACCGAUAUGUGUAACAUCACAUAUCUUUUUCUUGAGUAAAAUUGUUGUAAAGUAACAACACUCCUAAAAUGAGUACAGUUGUUUUGUUGGCUACUCCACUCAUCUCUGAGUAGAUAAUUCAUGUAUUACAUAUUUUAUAUAAGAAUACAUUUGUUUCUUGUGCCUUGAUUUAUGUUAUUUUUGGAAAGAUUAAAUUAAUUUUUAGUUUAAGGGGUGUUGUUUAAAAUACAUGAAUUUGCUGAUUAUUAUUUUGAUUGAAAACUUUCAUGUUCUUAUUUUAUAUUGUUAUUUUAUUGCAUUUAUUGCAUUAAAACUACUCAUUGAAACCACAAUAUAUAUAUGUGUAUAUAUAUAUAUAUAUAUAUAUAUGUACAGCUGCAUAAACAAGGCGUCUCGCAGUGUGCCAUUGCUGCUGAGGUUGGAAGCAGUAAGACCGUUAUUCUAAAUUUUUUGAAAGAUUCUGAGCAUUAUGGAACAAAAACGUCAAGUGGUAGACCGAAAAAAAUCACCCCUGUGCUGAGUCGGAGCAUCCGAUUGGCUGUCCAUCAAGACACAGUGCGGUCUUCAACCCAAAUUAAGGCCCUUACUGGUGCCGACUGCAGCGUAAUAACCAUCAGACUGCAUCUGCGGGAAAAGGGUUUAAAAAACAAAAAACUAAUUCAAAUUCUCCUUCAACGCCACAAAACUGCCCGUUUAGACUUUGCCAGGGAGCAUCAAACAUGGGACAUUGAAAGGUGGAAAAAGUUUUAUUCUCUGAUGAGAAAAAAUGUAACCUGAAUGGUCCAGAUGGCUUCCAACGUUACUGGCAUGACAAGGAGAUCCCACCUGAGAUGUUUUCUACCCGGCACAGUGGAGGGGGGGGUCCAUCAUGGUCUGUGGUGCUUUUUCAUUCAGUGGAACACUGGUGCUUCAUGUGGUGCAGGGUCGUCAAAUGGCUUGCUUACGUGCAGAUGUUGCAGCGGGCAUCCCUCAUGACUGAGGGCCCUCGUCUGUGUGGUAACAGCUGGCUUUUUCAACAGGACAACGCUGCAGUUCACAAUGCUUGCUUGACCAAGGACUUCUUCAGGGGGAAUAACAUCACUCUUUUGGACCAUCCUGCGUGUUCCCCUCAUUUAAAUCCCAUAGAGAACAUCCAGUGUGGGGGACACGGCCUCCAGUGCUCCUAUGACCACGGGCACCACUGUUGCGUUCACCUUCCAGGCUCUCUCCAGGUCUUCCUUGAGCCCCUGGUAUUUCUCGUGUUCCUUUUUCCUGAUAUUGCCAUCAUUGGAGAUGGCUACAUCGAUCACAAUGGCUGUCCACUGCUGCUUAUCCAUGAUCAUGAUGUCCGGUUGGUUGGCCACAACCAUCUUAUCGGUCUGUAUUCGGAAGUCCCACUGGAUCUUAGCCCUCUCAUUUUCCACCACCUUGGGAGGUGUUUCCCAUUGCGAUCUCCAGUCCAUAUUCUGCACAGAUGUUUCUGUACACUAUACCUUGGUUAUGGUUAUAGCGUAACCAUACUCUUGGUUAUGGCGUUCCAUGUAUUCUUUUCCUGCCAGUAUCUUACACCCUGCUAUUAGGUGCUGGACUGUUUCAGGGGCCUCUUUGCACAGCCUACACAUGGGAUCCUGCCUGGUGUGGUAGAUCUGGGCCUCUAUUGCUCUGGUGCUCAAGGCCUGCUCCUGUGCUGCCAUGAUUCGCGCCUCUGUGCUGUCCUUCAGUCGAGCCCUCUCUAGCCAUUGUUUCCACUGCCUGAGACGUUCACUAAGUGCUUCAUCUCUUGGGGCCAUCUUCCUGAUGUAUUCGUGGAGCUUGGAUGUUUCGUCUUGGAUAGCAGUCCUGAUGCUCAGUAAUCCUCGGCCUCCCUCUUUGCGCUUAGCGUAUAACCUCUCGAUACUGGAUUUGGGGUGGAACCCUCCGUGCAUGUUGCUUCUGUCCCCAGGACGUGGUAGAAGAGGCUGUGUUACUGCUUCUCAUUACCGAGUCCAUGGCCAGUGGUGAUGCAGUCAUCAGCCGGCAGCCAGACCAGGCUGAGGCGCGCCAGACCACUAUGCAGGAUUCGGUCUCAGUCUACGACUUGCUCACUAUCGGCAUGGCCAGGAGGGGGCAGUACACCAUGUUGUCUGAGUGUCUGGAACGGGCAAUGAGGUUUUCAUUCAACGAGUUCCACCUCUGGCACCAGCUGGGCUUGUCACUCAUGGCGUCUGGGAAGGCUGUCGGUGCUGUUUCUGUUUUUAAGGAAUGUGCCAGGAUGAGACCAGAGGACCCUUCAUUGCCCCUGUUGGCUGCCAAAGUUUGCAUUGGUCAUCUGCAUUGGUUCUCAGAAGCAGAGGCUUUGUCCCAAAGUGUUGUGUCGAUGGGAGAAGGAGCUGGAGAAUUUCUUCCCCGGGCCUACCUAGCUUUGGGACUCUCCUACAGUCUGCAGGCUUCUGAUGCCUCUCUGAAAGAAGAUCGGAAUGAGUACAACAAAAAAGCACUUCGGAUUCUGAGAAAGGCUCAUUCCUUGGAUCCACUGGAUUCUCACAUUGCCAUGUGCCUGGCUCUUCAGUUGGCACUUGUUCGCCAGGUAUCGGCAGCGAUGGAGCCCUUGCAGGAGGCAUUAUCUCUCCAAGAGGAUGACUUACACUCCCUCCACCUGCUGACUCUUCUCCUCAGUGCUCAGAAACACCACCGCCAUGCCUUGGACACCUUGGGACUGGCCCUCAGCCAACACCCUGACAACUUCAAUUUGCUGUUCACAAAGGUGAAGCUUGAAGAGGUUCUGUUCGGUCCUGGUGUGGCCUUACAUACCUGUGAAGAAAUGCUGCAAUGCUGGCAAAGCUGCUACGAUGUCAGUCACUCAACUGAGACAGAUGACACGAGUAGUGUACCAGCAGUUGAGAGGCAUGGUGCCAGCCCUGGAGUCAGUAAAACAUCCAUACACCUCACUCUGCCUGACUUCCAAGACACUUCCACUGGUUCAAAGAGUCCAUCAUCGGUUGCAGCAUCUCGUCUGGAUGCAGCACUCUCAGAAGUGUCGGACAUUAGCUCCAUGCAUCGCCAAGGACCUACGUACAUCUGGACUACCCUAGAACGUAUCUGGCUGCAAGCUGGAGAGCUGUUCAUGGAGGAUGGCCGACUGAAGGAAGCCCAGUUUUGCAUAGCCGAGGCCAGCUCUCUCUAUCCCAACUCACACUCCGUGUUGCUACAGAGGGGCCGCCUAGCCGAGCUCCAGGGUCACAUGGAUGAAGCUAAAAUUCUCUAUGAUGAAGCCCUGGCCAUCCACCCUACUGGGGAGCGCAUACUGGUGCACAUGGGUCGACUGCUGGUGAAAAGCGGGCGCGUGCACCUCGGGGAGAAAGUCCUGCGCGAUGCAGUUCAGGUCCACAGCACGUCACACGAAGCGUGGAGUGGACUAGGUGAGGCACUGCAGUCUCAAGGGUCCGGUCAGGCCCCCGACUGCUUCCUGACAGCUCUGGAGCUGGAAGCGUCCUGCCCCAUUCGACCUUUCACCAUCAUCCCCAGGGAGCUAUGAGAGGUCUGGACUCAAAGUGUAGCUUUGGCUCAACCACCUUGAUGGAGAAGAGAUUAUUCACUGUUUGAAACCAUACGGUACAUGUCGUUAUGUAUUUGAGCAUCUCGGAUUAAUUUCUCGGACUAGUUGCUAUUUUACUGAGUUUUAUGUAACACUUUUAUUCCGUUAGAGUCAUUUCAGAUGUUGUAAGACCAAAACAUUGACACUUUGUUUGUAGAAUAAGGCUGUUAUAACCUUUAUGUGGCUUUAGAGAUGUUCAUGAGGUUUAGUGUUGACAAAAAAGUGUACAGUUGGACCCUCAGAAGUUGAACACAAUCUCUUUGAAGGGGUUGUUGGGUUGCCAGUUUGUUUGAAAUAGAAGUGUGCCUUUCUAGGGACGGAAUGUUGAAAAAGUCUUAAGGGAAGAAAAGCCAAAGAAAACACAUCCAACAGACUGGGAUGUGAGGGAAGUGUUUGACCAACAAGCCCUGAUGCUCCAUUGUACUCUCUCUUUAUACGUUGCAUUCCUAUUGGAAUUGGACAACUAUUAUAUUUUUGCAAGAAAAAGAGGAUUUUUAUUUAUUUCCUGAAACUGCCAGGAAAGUAUCCACAGUUUAUUAGUAGUAGGUAUACUUUUAUUAGUAGAAAUGUGUGUGUAAGGGUGGUGAUAGAAAUGCUGAUGCCCUUGAGCAACCACCUGACAUUUCCUUUUUGUGUGCAUCACUGUUUCUUUGCAAAAAUGUCUCCCACAUAUUACAAACAUACCUGUUUUUACUCUGGCUGAGUUCUAUCUAGUCAAUGAUCUAGUCAACCAUGCUGGUUUGUAUUCCCUUUACCCCUUUAGAGGUUUUAUUGCUUUUAACAUAGUUUUCAUGGGUUGGUUUGUCUGAAGAGUAAAGCUCAGUUUCUGAACCAAAGCUUUGUGCGUUCCUCAGAGAUGGGAGAAAAACAAAUGUGCAGAUUUAAAAAAAAAAAAAAAAAAAAAAAGGAUUCACGGCAGAGACCAAGGUUUCUUUGAAGAAGUCACUGGCCAAUAAGACGCUCUCCUGAUGCAAUGACGUCACAAUAUUUACAACAUCAGUACACCACAUCGGCACCAAAGACAAUUCUACAGCUUUUUGGGACGUGCUUGCUUGUAGUGACGCACUUACCUUGAGUUACAACCUGUUGUGUUUUUCCAAAGAGAAAAAAAAGCGUCUUAUUUGAGGGGAGACAUUUAUUAGUUUAAGUGACACACCCAACUUCUAUAAGAGGUCACUAAUUGAAGUUGUAAGGCGAUACGACAAUACCGUUUGAAAUCAUCCCUACUCAGCAGGGGUGUCCAAAGUGUGGCCUGAACUAUUUUUUUUUUUUUUUGUUGGCCCUCUGCACGUUCUAAAAAUGCAAUUAAACAAGAAAACAAAAAAGAAAUAACAGUAAAAAUGGAAAAAUGAUCACUAAUUUCAUUUUACAAGAAUAAAGAGGAAAACGCUCGCAUCUUCAUCCGCGGCGGAGCUCCGCGGCCAUCUUGUUUACAUGUGGUCCACAGCGGAAGAACAUGUGAGCGUCUUCACACACACAUACAAAUGGGGAGGCGCAGGCACACGGCGGGAGACAAAUAUAACGCAGAGCGAUUUGUGAGGUCUGUUUUUUUUUGAGGAGGCAUUUUUUGGAUGCAAAUGUGUCACUUUUUUGAACACGUAUUGUUUUUAGAAGCCAAACUCCUUACUUCAAUGACCCAGCAACUAAACAGAACUAUGUUCCUUGUCACAGAAAUCCUACCAGAACUGGACUCGCAG
Dunckerocampus dactyliophorus (ringed pipefish) is the source of this 5649-nucleotide messenger RNA. RefSeq names its product tetratricopeptide repeat domain 7A (gene ttc7a). Gene Ontology annotation, cellular component: plasma membrane. The coding region runs from base 2366 to 3892 and encodes 508 amino acids. Gene Ontology annotation, biological process: phosphatidylinositol phosphate biosynthetic process; protein localization to plasma membrane. Gene Ontology annotation, molecular function: protein binding. The transcript has 15 exons. The record is from RefSeq and is a predicted model, not a curated record. NCBI's taxonomy places the organism in Eukaryota, Metazoa, Chordata, Actinopteri, Syngnathiformes, Syngnathidae.